Molecule: messenger RNA, 3815 nt
Organism: Anoplopoma fimbria (sablefish)
Lineage: Eukaryota; Metazoa; Chordata; Actinopteri; Perciformes; Anoplopomatidae
Gene: sgms1a
Product: sphingomyelin synthase 1a
Exons: 6
Coding region: 358-1578 (406 amino acids)
Biological process (GO): sphingomyelin biosynthetic process; ceramide biosynthetic process
Cellular component (GO): Golgi membrane; endoplasmic reticulum membrane
Molecular function (GO): sphingomyelin synthase activity; protein binding; ceramide cholinephosphotransferase activity
Source: RefSeq, a predicted model, not a curated record
GAAAACCAUAGAGGGACUUACGCCACAGUGCGGUGAUGACCACUGCGAUUUAAAGAAAAGUACUUCAACAUUUCGACGGGCAAGGGGAGCAGUGUGUGGGGGAGGAGCUGAUGAGGUGAAGAAAGCCGUAGGAGGCCACUGUGGUUCAGCUGCUAUCUGUUGGCCUUGACCCUGAGUGACCUCUGCUGCCUACUUUCUCCCUCAUUACUUCAAGAGGAGACCGGGCUCCCUCUGGGUGCACGAAACACCAUGUGCCAAAACUGGAGAGGACUUACCACUGCCCCGUAGACCGCCAAACCUCUUGUGAACCUUCCCCAGUCUAAGGACCCUAAUUCUCCAGAUUGCCCACUGGCCAGGAUGAAGAAGGUGGCCGCAUGGUCAGCAGAGGACGUCUCUGACUGGUUGAGCAAAGAGGGGAUGCCGGAGUACAUAGACGCCCUCCGUCAGGCGGACGGCCCCGCUUUGCUCAGGCUCAACGGGGCAGAUUUCCAGAGGCCUCCCAUCUCGCUGGUUUCCUCUGAUGGCGGCCAGCAGCUGCUGGAGCGACUGGAGACACUGCGGAUGGAGACGCACAUCGAGGCUCACAAAAAUGGCCACGCGAAUGGGCAUGCCGGUGGGCUACCUAACGGAACUAGCAAGCCUCAGAGGAAUGGCAUGUCGGGGAUGAUGAUGGAGAUGGUCCAGAUCCCCAUCCCCACAGUAGAAACUACGCGCACCUCAUUCCCCAUCGAGUGGGGGAAGACGGGCAUAGCGUUCGCCUACGCGGUGGUGUGCUUCGUUACCACCACUGUUGUCAUUUCAGUGGUUCACGAGAGAGUACCACCAAAGGAGCACACCCCACCACUACCGGAUAAGUUCUUCGACCUGUUUGACAGGGUGGAGUGGGCCUUCUCCAUCUGUGAGAUUAACGGCGUGCUGCUGGUGCUUCUCUGGCUGAUACAGUGGAUUCUACUCAAGCACAGGUCAAUUAUAGGCAGGCGGUUCUUUUUCAUUGUGGGCACACUCUAUCUGUACCGGUGUAUUACAAUGUACAUCACCACUCUGCCUGUUCCAGGGAUGCACUUCAAAUGCUCUCCAAAGCUUCUCGGGAACUGGGAGGUACAGAUGAGGAGAAUAAUGAAGAUGAUUGCUGGCGGGGGCCUAUCCAUCACAGGUUCCCACACCAUGUGUGGAGAUUACCUGUAUAGUGGCCACACCGUCAUGUUAACUCUGACGUACCUCUUCAUCAAAGAGUAUUCUCCCAAGCGGUUCUGGUGGUACCACUGGAUUUGUUGGAGCUUGAGCGCUGUAGGGAUUUUCUGCAUCCUUCUGGCCCAUGACCACUACACUGUGGAUGUGGUGGUUGCAUACUUCAUCACGACACGCCUCUUUUGGUGGUACCACACUUUGGCAAACCAGCAGUCGCUGAAGGAGACGUCACAGAGUAACCUGUUCUCCCGCGUGUGGUGGUACAGACUGUUCCAAUAUUUUGAGGAGAACGUCAACGGCACGGUCCCUCGCAACUAUCAGCCGCCGUUGUCAUUGCGGUCGUUGCAUUGGAACCGCGGCGUGAAGUACAGCAAACUGGACAUCCAGUGACCCCUUAUCAUGUCAAAAGCAAGCAAGGACUAAAACUUCUAUAAGUGCUGUUUUUACCCAUGGAAGGUGGCACUGUUAAACGUAGCGCUGUCCUCCCACCUCUAUUAACAGACACAUCCCUGUCCUAAUGGGUAGCACUGUGACCCACCUUGUUUCUCUUUUUGUUUUCCUUUUUUUUUUGUUUUCUCUUGUCUUUCUCUCCUGGUGGUAUUGCCGACACAGAGCACUAAUUUAUAUUUGUUUUGUCUUUUCCUCUUCGUGGGCCACACAAACAGUUUAUGAAGCAUUUCGACAAACUUCUAAAACUCAAAGAAUUUUUUUGGGCCACAAGGACUCAAAACUUUUUUUUUUUCCCUCUCUGCACAAAACCAUAGUUCAUGUCCUCAUGUUCUUACAAGAUUUUUAGUGCAAAUAGUGUCAAUCAUUUGAUAACCAAAAUGCCAUAUGCAUUUUUUUUUUGUUUUUCUUUUCUUUUUAUAGCAAAUUACUUUUUGUAAACUGUCCUUGCUAAAAUGAGUCAAAGGUGCAAAAAAUAUUUUUCUUUUUUUUUUAGUAUCUCAAACUUUAUUUUUCAAAAACAAAUGAUGUCCAACUAAAAGAUUUUUAGAUUUUUACCUUUUUCAAGAUGGAUAACUGCGAGCAUAAGAAUAUAAUGUGGUAUACCAUAAUUCCAGUGCCUUUCUAGCUUGAUUGUAAAACAGUUCAAGUACUAUGUGUCUUGUGUCUCUCUGCUGCGGGUGUGACCACGCCGCGGUACUUAGUUAACAGUCGCGUUCCCAUGAAUGUAAAAAAAAAAACAAAAAAACAACUACGCCAGCCUUACCAGAAGAUUGGUUUUCACAAAAUUAAGUGCAGUGAGUGAAAUGUCCCGUUUAUUUAUUGAUGCUUUAAGAUGUCAGUUUGUGCUUAGUUGGAUAAUGCUGUUCUAGCAGGAAAAAAAAUGACUGUUAAGUGUUUUUUCUUUCUGUCCAUAACAUUUAAUCCUUACCAAUCAGUCUUUAACCAACACCAGCCAUGUUCAGAGCCUGAUCAUCGAUGCUAAGCUGUCUGGUGGUUUUACUUUCCACCACUACAUUAUUUGCUAAACGUCACUGCCGGAUUGGAAAUCGGAGAAGACGUGUCUCUAAGGUGCAGAGUUAAGUUAUUCUGGACCUGGACAUGUCUUGUGCAUUGUUGCAGUGUCUCUUGUUCCCCACUUUGAGUCCCAUUUUGAAAUCAGAUUCACCCUCAUUACUGCCUGGUCUUGUAACCUUUGUGGUGGUGGUGAGAUCUAGAGGAAAAAAUGUUCAAUGUCAACACUCGUAUUGAGUUUAGGGAAUCUCAAAGUUGGGGGAAAAAAGAACAGAGGCUUCAGAGAAAGUUUCUGAGCAUGUCUGUAAUGAGUCUGUGUGUGUACUUUGUGUGGUUCGUCACACUCAUCAUGGAGCUUGUAUGUGGGGAAGAAGAUAAAGCAUGAAGCACAGAGCUGGUGACGUAUUUCACCACAUGUGUGCAGGAUAACAUUGAUUUCCAUUAAUGUGAAAAUGCGUCUUUAUCGAUAUCCUAAUCAUGUACAUGUAGACUUUUUUUUGGUCCUUUUUUUUUUUGCAUUUCUUUGUGUAACUAUGACUGAACUAUAAAGAUUAAGUAUUGCACAAGUUCGUCUAUAGGGAAAGAUUUAACGUUUUUGUGAAACUUUAAUUUCAAAUUUAACUGAUAAGCUUUGAUGAAGAGAAACUGCACUAAGCUUUAGAUUAUACAAAUCCCAAAUAAAUGAUAACGAUGAUGUGAUUGAUUUCUUUAAACAUUGUCUAAAGAAGGUGGUGAUAAAAUAUUAUUUCCAAUUUAUGAAGCCAAAACCUUUCAAUCUCAUCAAGAGUCUCGUUGUUUGAGACAAACGACCUGUAGCAUUGUCCGAUCAUUUCACUUAAACAAAGAACGCUUUCUAGGUUUCUAAGAGCACAGAAGGUUCCUCAUGUUCAGACAUAAUUUGAUUUGAGCUGAUGUUUUAAGUAACAGUCCAAACACUGCUCUCUAAUAAUGUUUUAGGGGUUUGAUAAGGAAGAAAAGAGUUAAUGUUUGUCUUCUUGUUUGCCAAUCAAGUUGGAUUUAUUUUUUCAACGUUUGUUAUCCUCGUAUGUUCCUCUGUAAACUUCUCACCAACGUCGUCCCAAUUUGUGUGUAUACCAGAUAUUUGUAAGAUAUGAUAAAGGAUUGUACUUGGGACGCUUUUGAAUAAAACCUUUUACUAAAAUGUA